GGGAAAGUAGAUGAGAGGGAGAUGGAAAGAGGGGAACUGAGAGAGUCAGGAGAGGAGAAGGGAGCUAAAGGAAAAGGAGGACAGCUCAGCAAAUCAGUCUAGUAGCAUUCCUCUCACAGCUGCAGUGAUUCAGGCUGGGAGGGGAAGUUUACCUCAGCCACCAGGAGGAAGAAAAAAAUAACAUUGCGUUAAUUUGUUUUUUCUCUGGGAUAAGAAGUCAGAGGACUCUCUGAAGAGGGAAGGGAAGAAAAAGAGAGAGGAAUAAGAGAGAGCGUCUGCAGCCUCUGAGCGUCCUGCAGGGGAAGAUGGAUUCAGACUCCGGAGAGCAGAGUGACGGAGACCUCUCUCCAGGACAGGAGAGCUUUAACUCUCGCUCCCUGGCACUGCAGGCCCAGAAAAAGAUCCUGAGCAAGAUGGCGACCAUGGUGGUGGCCAACAUGCUGACAGACGACACCAGCAGCGAGAUCUUGGACGAGCUCUACAAGACGAGCCGAGAGUUCACCAAGAGCAAGAAGGAGGCUCACAAGAUCAUCAAGGACGUCAUCAAGAUCGCCCUGAAGAUCGGCAUCUUGUACCGUAACCACCAGUUCAGCUCAGACGAGCUGGACACGGUGGAGCGCUUCAAGAAGAAGAUGAACCAGGCGGCCAUGACUGCAGUGUCGUUCUAUGAGGUGGAGUACACCUUCGACAGGAAUAUUCUGUCAGAGCUCCUGCUGGAGUGCAGGGACCUGCUUCACGCCCUGGUCGAGCAGCAUCUGACCGCGAGAUCACACGCACGCAUCGACCACGUUUUCAACCAUUUUGCCCAUGGUGAGUUCCUAGCUGAUCUGUACGGGGACGGAGAGGACUAUAGACUCUCUCUAAGAAAGAUCUGCAAUGGCAUCAACAAACUGCUGGAUGAAGGAACGCUUUAACCUCCCACCGCUGACCUCUUUCACCUCAAGAUCUUUCUCAUCUAGCCAGUCUCUCCUGUUGCCUACAUCUAUUUCCUUUUCACUUGCUCACCCGUGACUGUUCAUAUCCUCUACCUUCUUUCUGCUCUUGUCUUCCUGUUUCUUUUUCAUCCAUGAAGCAAGUUGUAAUAUCCUGCUGCUGUGGUUCAGUGUGGGAAUCUUUCAGACUGUCUUUCCACUCAGUAGAUCAUUGCAGCACACUUGGACAGCCUGUAUCAUAUCGUAUACAUUAAAGCAUUCCAAGUCAUCCUCUUUGUGUGCAAAAGUGUACUGUACCAUUGGCCAAAAAGCAUUUGUAAAGUAUAUUUGGUAAUGAAAGAUAAUCAGUAGUAGUGAUCAGCAUCUUUGUCUGUAUGUGUCUGUGCACUUGUUUGUAUGGGAAUCGCUUGAAUAUGUGCGUGUUUGUAUAUAAGAACAACAAUGACAUGGUGUGUAUUAUGUAUCUGUGUCAAUCUUCUCUACAAGGGUGUAACAGUUGUCUUUUAUUAAAGAUUUCUUGAAGACA
Molecule: messenger RNA, 1458 nt
Organism: Labrus mixtus (cuckoo wrasse)
Lineage: Eukaryota; Metazoa; Chordata; Actinopteri; Labriformes; Labridae
Gene: tnfaip8l3
Product: tumor necrosis factor, alpha-induced protein 8-like 3
Exons: 2
Coding region: 306-914 (202 amino acids)
Biological process (GO): regulation of apoptotic process
Cellular component (GO): cytoplasm
Source: RefSeq, a predicted model, not a curated record